AUGCUUCCUGCUCGCCCUCUCAUUCGAUCAACUGUGCCUCGUGCCGCACGUGCUUCUCGUGCUUCUCGUGCUUCUCGCCAAGUUCGAUUCCAAUCUACAGCCUCAUCUUCAUCGAGCAGCACUCAUCUCGCCACCGGUAUCGCUGGUGGCUUUGUCGGCUCAGCCAUCUUCUACGGCAUCUACUCUUACACACCCGCUGGCCGUGCUGCUUCAGGUAUCAACAAAGCUGCCAAGGAGGCCCAGCAAAAAUAUGAGGCCGCCGCAAAGAAGCUCCAGAAGAACACCCCCGAUGCCGAUCAGGCUGUGAACUACAUCAAGGAGUUUGCUUACUCCUACGUUGGUUGGAUCCCAGGUGGUCGCGCCUACGUUGAUGCUGCCUUCCAGGACUGGGAAAAGGUUCGGGAGAACAACAAGGAUGAGGCCGACAAGCUCGUCAACGAUGCCUACAAGCAGUUCCAACAUCUUUCCAAGUCUGGCCUGAGCCUCGAAACUGCUUCCAAGGCCUACGACGUCCUCGCCGAUCUCGCCAAGAAGGUCGCCAACCUCGCUGGUGAUGCCAUCGGCGACAUCAUCGACAACCACCCCCAGGUCAAGGAGAAGCUUGGCAGCAACGUUGACCAGCUCAAGGAGCUCGGUGACAAGUAUGGCCCCGAGGCUAAGAAGCAGGUCGAUGAGACUUGGAAGCAGGUCAAGGACAUCUUUGCUGGAGGCUUCAGUGCCGCUAGCAUAAGCAAGGCCCGCAAGCUCGUCGAGGAGAAGGUGGAACAGAUCAAGAAGCUCGGCGACCAGGCCUGGAAGAAGGGUCUUGAGGAGGCCAAGCCCUACCUUGACAAGAACCCCAAGGUUAAGGAGCUCAUCGAGAAGAACGCCGAUGCCCUCAAGGAAGGCAACACCGCCGAGCUGUUCAAGCGCGCCAAAUCCGCCGUCGACUCUGGCGACUUGGGCGACCUGGAGAAGUACGUCAAGGAUGCGACCGAGAAGGUCAAGUCCAAGGGCAAUGAGCUCACUGGCGGCUGGGUCGACAUUGAGAAGUACAUCAAGGAGAUCCCUAAUGGUGGCGAGGUCAUGGAGAAGCUGCAGCAGUUGAGCGAGGUUGCGGACAAGCACAAGGAGGAGGGUGAGAAGCUUUUCAAGGAGACCGUUGAGGAACUUCGACAAGUGUUGGAGAAGAAGUCUGAGAAGGCCCAAGAGAUUGCUGGUGAGGCAAAAAAGGACGCCAAGAAGGAGACCAAGUAA
Messenger RNA from Fusarium musae, 1236 nucleotides. RefSeq lists its product as uncharacterized. The coding region runs from base 1 to 1236 and encodes 411 amino acids. The record is from RefSeq and is a predicted model, not a curated record. The transcript has a single exon. Lineage: Eukaryota; Fungi; Ascomycota; Sordariomycetes; Hypocreales; Nectriaceae.